Naegleria fowleri is the source of this 2229-nucleotide messenger RNA. RefSeq lists its product as uncharacterized. The transcript has a single exon. NCBI's taxonomy places the organism in Eukaryota, Heterolobosea, Eutetramitea, Acrasida, Naegleriidae. The coding region runs from base 1 to 2229 and encodes 742 amino acids. The record is from RefSeq and is a predicted model, not a curated record.
AUGUCUUUUCUGAAUUCAUCAUCAAAGGGCAAUACUUUCGGAAAUGAUGUUUCAUCAUCCCCACAACAGAAACACCAUCAUUCUAUUCACUCAAUCCAGAACAAUCCUUUGAUGAAAAAUGCUGCUACAAAACGAGAGCUAUCUCCUUCUUCGUAUAAAAAGAAUUUGGACGUUUUUCAUAUCAAUGCUCAAGCAUCAUCAUCAUCGCUGCCUUUCAACGGAGGCGAUGACCAUCCAUUGUUUGAUAUCACCCGAUCUAAACAUUCAAAUUUAUCUUCCAUCAAUAAUAUUCAUCAAUUUAAUAGUAGCUCCCUAACACAAGGGUUACCAAAACAACCUUUGACUCUUGGAAUUGAAUCUAUUACACCUAAUACAGAGAGCCUGAUUCAAUCUUCAAGAACUUCUUGUUACGCACAUAGAAAGCCUAUCAUAGCUUGGAAGCCCUUGUCUCAGGAAGAAAAGGAAGCCCUUACAAAGAAUGUGUCCAACAAGGACUCAGUGGAAGAGGAGAAUUCUCAACAAACCUUAAACGAAAAUCUAUCAACAACAAAUUCAGGUGUUGUUGAUAUUUCUAAUUUUAUGGCCUCACGAAAGAGGCUGAAAAUGAAUCACUUAACACGACCGACAAAUGAUUUCCAAUUUAAGCCAAUCACCACCAAUUCAAUAUUUUCAAAUAAUAACGUGUCUUUACAAAAUGAAGUCUCUAAUUCGCGAUUUAGUGUAUCACACUCGACGAAUAAUUUGUCCAUUAAUUUGAAUAAGGUUGCUUCCACAACAACACUUCCAGAGCGAGUUUCUUUGCUUUUACAAAACACACGAAAACCAGUAUUGGAAACAAUUGAAACCGGCUCUACAAAUACUUCAUUUACUAAAGAGUCUUCAAAACCAACUGUGGAUUCAAUAGCAGCUAAAUGGCAACAAUAUUAUGGUAAUUAUCCAAAGAAUCAAUCGUCCAACAGUACGAGUACAGAUCCUUCAUCCCUCCAAACUAGACACAAUACUUCCUCUAUUUCUACAACAUCAAAAACAGGAAAUUCGUUGCUAGUCACCAAAUCCUUAUUUCAAAAUAAUGGUAACAAUUCAAACCUAUUGAACAAUUCUUUUCGAUCCAAUACUGAGAAUAAUUCGAAUAUUUCUUCAUUAACCUCGUCUAGCAUGUUAAAUCAGUCUUCUAUAGUUCCUUCCAUUCCUUUUUCACAACCUGUAAAGAUCUCAACCAUUUUACCUUCACCAGCAAAAAUGAACAUUCCCACCCGUGAAUCCAUGUACAACAUUCAACCCUUGGCAUCCCAGCAUAUUCCAGCAGAUGUUUUAAACAUCUCUACAAAUCUAAAUAGCAGUAUUUUGGACAAUACUGGACAACUUGAAUCCGACGAAGCCUUUGAAGUAUCUGGCAUUGAGAAUUCAACUUUAAAUUCUUCAAAUAUUUUAGCCAACAUUCAAUCUACAAAAUCUUCAAAAGUUAGUAAGCUCAAUACUACUUCAUCUGGAAAAUUUUCAGAAAAGCUUGUUGCAUCUGGAAAGCAAUUUCAACAAAUUCGAAAGAAUAAGGAGGAAUUAAUUUUGUUUCAAACUGUUUUUUAUCAAAUUCACUAUAUAGUUGCUAAGGUCAUAGAUAGCUUUGAAAAACAAAAAGAAAAGAUGGAACAACAGCUCUAUAGUGCUUGGUGUCUCAUUCAAGAGCGAAAGAAAACACUUCACGACAGAAAAGAAUGUCUUUAUAAGAAGCAAUCAAGUGCUAAAUUGCAUGAACUUUUGAAUUUCAGUUUCAAUCAAAAUUCCAUUGACGAGCUUCUACCUAGUUUGGAUCAUUAUUUUGAAGUUUAUGGAAUAAUGAAUUCUGAGUUGAGACAAUCUUUGAAUUGCAUUGCCCUAUCUGAUGAUAUUGAUGUAUCUACUCCUGAACACUCCAGAUCUGGGUUGGAAAAUGGUAAUGAAAUUGCAGCUUGCUUGGACAAGAGUGAUCAAAUUUUACAAUCAUUGUGUACUGAAAUGUAUGAUCUAAUGGAACAUAUAUCUAAUAUGAAGACUCAAUUUUCUAGAUUGGGAAGCAUUGUUAAUCAAACUGCUUCGGAAAUUUCCGAAUUAUCCAACAAUCAAAUACCCCAUCUUUCCAAUAUUGAAUCAGAGCAUACCUCUCUGAUGUACCAAAAAGUACAAGGAAAUGUAAAGCCAAGAAGCGAUAACCCUUUCUCUUUCGACACUCUUAGAGAGUCACUUGGACUAUAA